AUGUCUGCAAGAGCGGGAAACGAGGAGGAGGAUGGCCAUAGUGACCAAGGAAAUGACCUGAAGACCCUCCUAUCUGGGGAGCAGCGAGAGGGGUUUACCUUUCUCGUGGCAGAUAUUAUGGAGCUCAUGAAAAAGAGGACCUUGGAUACAUUUGAUGCGUCUUUUACGUCUGAGAAGCCUCAGGACCCAAACCUCGAAGGCCGGAAUCCGAAUGCGGAUCAGAAUCAAGCUUCCAGUGAAGAGCAGGAAAAGGCUCAAGCUUUACGGGAGAAACGAGAAAAAGAGAUAUCGGGGCCAAAGAUGCAAGAGCUGAAGAAAUUAGCAUUGCAACACUUUCAAAAAUGGGAGAUGUCUGUAGUGGGAAGAGUUGGGGAUGUCCUCAAUACCCCAGAGGCUGCGGGUAGCAAGCGCGAAGAAGCAAAGAGUUUCGUACCUGCAGCGUCAGGCCCUGCGGCGAGACCAGAAUACAAGGUUGUUGGGAUGUCUGAUAUAUUCAAAAAAUCAAAAGACAAUGUCAAUACCGAAGAACCUGACGAAGAAGACAAUGACAGGGCUGACGCAGCUCUUAUCCACAUUUAUCCACCAGUAUCAACUACAUUGCUGUCACUGCCGAAGAAGAAGCGGGUUCUCAUAUUGAAUUCAACCCUUUUGCUGCUACUAUCACUGGAGCAUUAUGAAGCCCAUUCUAGAAUUCUACUCCUCUACAUGGCUUCAUCGCUCCAUCUACCACUCGAGACCCUCACUGAAGACGAAGUCAAAAUUGCCAAAACACUUCUUGAGGCGGCAGAACACAUGUCCGCGGAAGAAGAAGCCAAGAAGAGAGGCGAAGAGAACCAAACGGCACGAAGAUGGAAAGUAGGGCUUGCUGGAAUUGCAGGAGCUGCUUUAAUUGGAAUUACAGGUGGCCUUGCUGCCCCUCUGGUAGCAGCUGGACUCGGGACAAUAAUGGGAGGUCUCGGCCUCGGCGCAACAGCUGCAGCAGGCCUCCUCGGUGCACUGGCCCAGAGCGGAGUUAUAGUUGGAGCGUUAUUCGGAGCCUAUGGUGGGAGGAUGACUGGACAGAUGAUGGACUUGUACGCCAAAGAGGUUGAGGACUUCGCGUUUCUUCCGCUGCGAGGCUCAACGAGAAAAGCAAAGAAAACUGCAGAAAUCCCCGCCGAAGAUAGACGACUGCGCGUGACGAUCGGUAUUAGUGGGUGGCUUACCCAGAGAGAGGAUAUCAUCAGCCCGUGGAGAGCACUUGGUCAUCAGAGCGAGAUAUUCGCCCUCCGAUGGGAACUGAAAGCACUAAUGAACCUUGGUACAUCCAUGGAGUCUGUUCUGAAAUCUGCAGCGUGGAUGGUGGCAAAGAAAGAGAUCAUUGCGCGGACAAUUUUUGGAAGUUUGAUGUUCGCUCUCUGGCCACUGAGCUUUUUGAAAGCCAGCAAGGUUUUGGACAAUCCAUUCAGUGUUGCGAAGAACCGAGCGGAUAAGGCGGGCUUGGUGCUUGCAGAUGCAAUAAUCAACAAGGCACAGGGGGAGCGGCCAGUAACUCUGAUCGGCUACAGCUUAGGCGCAAGAGUAAUAUACUCUUGCCUGAUGUCCUUGGCAGAAAGAAAAGCAUUUGGACUUGUCGAAUCCGCGGUGCUGAUAGGCGCGCCUUGUCCUUCUGAUGCUCCUUUCUGGCGCGCUAUGAAAAGUGUUGUCAGUGGAAGGCUUGUGAAUGUCUACUCUGAGAACGACUAUAUUCUUGGAUUCCUAUACCGCACCAGCAGCAUUCAACUUGGCGUUGCUGGCCUACAACAGAUUGGAGACGUCAGCGGGAUUGAGAAUGUAAACGUUAGUGGUAUAGUUUCUGGCCAUCUGAGAUAUCAAUAUCUUGUUGGCGUUAUCCUUCAGAAGAUUGGUUGGGAAGACAUUGACCGUGGGGAGGUGGCAAGGGAAGCAGAAACGAUUGCCUUGCUUGACAGGGAGGAUGAGGAGAAGCUACGAGAGAUAACUGGUCCUGAUGAGGAUCUUAUUGAUUUCGGCGAAGACAAGCCAGUUGCUGAGGCGAAGACUGAAAAGGACAGGGAUGACUCUGAGCAGGAUAAAUCUCGGGUCAACAUAGACGAAGACGUUAAGUCAGUUUCUAAGACAGACGAGAAGAGCAAGAAUGAAAACCCAGAGCAGGAUAAAUCGCAGGCCAACAUAGACAAUUCGAGAGAAAUCACAACCCUGGGGAAACACGUUCAGCAGGCCUGA
Pseudogymnoascus destructans is the source of this 2223-nucleotide messenger RNA. RefSeq lists its product as uncharacterized. Lineage: Eukaryota; Fungi; Ascomycota; Leotiomycetes; Thelebolales; Thelebolaceae. The transcript is spliced from 2 exons. The record is from RefSeq and is a predicted model, not a curated record. The coding region runs from base 1 to 2223 and encodes 740 amino acids.